CUUGACGAAGCUGUUUGGCAGUAGCUAAAAGAGUGGGGAGGGAAGAGACCAGAUGAAUAGAGGAGAAAGAAUUUCAGAGAAAAAAGCCCUUAAGCCAAAGGAAGGCCUUCCACUAUUUGCUUUAACUCUUCUGGACAUUUCAACAACUUGGGAAGACUGACUUGGUCACUGCAGCCAGCUUAGUGACCCUGCCAGGAUAAUGGAUUUUCCAGGUCACUUUGAACAGAUCUUCCAGCAACUGAACUACCAGAGACUUCAUAGCCAGCUCUGUGAUUGUGUCAUUGUGGUGGGGAAUAGACACUUCAAGGCCCACCGCUCGGUGCUGGCAGCAUGCAGCACACAUUUCCGCGCCCUGUUCUCAGUGGCAGAAGGAGAUCAGACCAUGAACAUGAUCCAGCUGGAUAGCGAGGUGGUGACAGCGGAGGCCUUCGCCGCCCUGAUUGACAUGAUGUACACCUCCACGCUCAUGCUGGGGGAGAGUAAUGUCAUGGACGUCUUACUGGCAGCCUCUCACCUGCACUUGAACUCCGUCGUUAAGGCAUGUAAACAUUACCUGACGACAAGGACGCUGCCCAUGUCUCCCCCCAGCGAGCGCGUGCAGGAGCAGAGCGCCCGCAUGCAGCGCUCCUUCAUGCUGCAGCAGCUGGGGCUGAGCAUCGUGAGCUCGGCCCUCAGUUCCAGCCAGGGUGUGGAGGAGCCCCCAGCCCCGAUAAGCUCAUCGAUGCGCAGUAACCUGGACCAGCGGACGCCCUUCCCCAUGAGGCGCCUUCAUAAGCGCAAGCAGUCGGCCGAGGAGCGGGCCCGGCAGCGCCUGCGCCCCGCCCUGGAUGAGGCUGCCGUGUCCGACGUGGCCCCGGAGGCCGGGCCUGGGGGAGUGCAUUCCCGGGAGGAGUUCUUUUCACCAGAUUCGCUGAAGAUGGUGGAGAAUCCUAAGCCUGACGGAAUGACGGACAGCCAGGAAGACGGCGGCAUCCUGUUUGACCAGUCUUUCGGGGCCCAGGAAGACGCCCAGGUGCCCAGCCAAUCGGACAACACUGCCAGCAACAUGGCGCAGCUGUCCAUGGCCUCUCGCGCAACGCAGGUGGAGACGAGCUUUGAGCAGGAGGCUGCCGCCGAGAAGAGCGGUUUCCCGUGUGAGAACCCCGAGGUUGGCCUUGGCGAGAAGGAACACAUGAGAGUGGUGGUGAAGUCGGAGCCCCUGAGCUCCCCGGAGCCCCAGGACGAAGUGAGCGACGUCACCUCCCAGGCCGAAGGCAGCGAGUCCGUGGAAGUGGAAGGCGUGGCCGUCAGCGCCGAGAAGAUAGACCUCAGCCCCGAGAGCAGCGAUCGUAGUUUUUCAGAUCCUCAGUCUAGCACCGACAGGGUGGGUGACAUCCACAUUUUGGAAGUCACAAAUAACCUUGAACAUAAGUCUACUUUUAGCAUUUCAAAUUUUCUGAACAAGAGCAGAGGGAGUAACUUUAGUACAAGUCAGAGCAAUGAUGAUAACAUCCCGAACACUACUAGUGACUGCAGGCUGGAGGGGGAAGCCCCUUACUUGUUGAGUCCCGAGGCUGGGCCUCCAGGCGGGCCUUCCUCUGCCCCCGGCUCCCAUGUGGAGAAUCCAUUCAGCGAGCCUGCAGACUCCCACUUCGUCAGACCCAUGCAGGAGGUGAUGGGCCUGCCAUGUGUGCCGACUUCAGGUUACCAAGGAGAACAGUUUGGGAUGGAUUUUUCCAGGUCUGGCUUGGGCCUCCACUCCUCCUUUUCCAGGGUAAUGAUGGGUUCCCCAAGAGGAGGAGCCAGUAAUUUUCCAUACUACCGCCGUAUAGCUCCCAAAAUGCCCGUUGUAACUUCCGUCAGGAGCUCACAGAUCCCUGAAAACUCUGCCAGUUCCCAGCUGAUGAUGAAUGGGGCCACAUCCUCAUUUGAAAAUGGCCAUCCUUCCCAGCCUGGACCUCCACAGUUGACCAGAGCAUCUGCCGAUGUCUUGUCAAAGUGCAAGAAGGCCUUAUCAGAGCACAAUGUCUUGGUGGUAGAAGGAGCUCGCAAGUAUGCCUGCAAGAUCUGCUGCAAAACCUUCCUGACUUUGACAGAUUGCAAGAAGCACAUCCGUGUUCACACAGGUGAAAAGCCGUACGCCUGCCUGAAGUGUGGCAAGAGGUUUAGUCAGUCUAGCCACCUGUAUAAACAUUCCAAAACGACCUGCCUGCGCUGGCAGAGCAGCAACCUUCCCAGCACUUUGCUCUAACUCUCCUCCUUGUAAGACCAUGUCUAGGCCAGUUCUGGAACUUUUGGUGGGCAGUUAAUGCCAUGGAGGCUUCAGCAGCCAGUUUUGAUGAUGCGCACGUGGAGAGUGGUUCCAUGUCACACUUGGGCUGCAGCAGUGUGUAACUUGUAAGAGGGGUGCAAUCCUUGGAACCGGCGUCUUCCUUAGGGCUGAGUAAUCCAGUCCUACAGUAGUUUGCAACUGAUGUUGUUAAAAGUGGCAUAUUUAGAAAUUUAAAAAUGCAAGUGCAAAAAACAUUUUUAGGCAAUUUUUUGAAAUGCUCUGUGAAGCAUUUAAAUUUCCUAUGCCCUCUGGUGAGACUAGUACAACCCUGUACCAUGAUGCAAAAUGCACUUAUGUGUAACCAGUGGCAACGUGGUGCCAGUCUUAAAGGAAGGCCCUCGAGGACAUGCCUGUCCGCCACAGACGCUUUAAAGUGUAUCCUGAGCCAGUCCUAGGUCUCAGAGUACUGUAUUUUUUUUAUUUGUUAUUUUUUUGUCUGAGUUGCAGUCACAGACACUGCCCUUUGAUGGUGCUGACACUGAGUCCAGGUGAGCAUUCUCUUGGAAUAACAGCUGUAUAUACUUUUGAAAAUAUCUCUGCUGGAUAGAUAUUUUAACUUUUUUUUCUGGCUUAAAAACAAAGUUGUAAAUUGAGUAUAUACUUGUAGGGAGUGACAAGUAGGGUUUUAUUUCUGUAUGUGCUAUUUUAGCAGUAUUUUAACUUGUAUUACCAAUGUUACAGUUCCUGUUUGAAUGUCAGCAAAGCACUAGUGUUUGUCUUUGUUCUGAUGGUGUGAAGUCAUGUAUUGUGGGGGUUUUCCUGGCACAUUUUCCCUCUGCUCCAUCCAGCUGUUGAAGACCAGUCCUGUCAGACGCAUCUCUGCUGAGGACAAACCGUCUUGUCUUGUUUCGUUUCUUCGCGCUCCCAUGCCCCAUGUGGCAUCUCUCCCAAUCCUAGAUUACUGUUAUCAGUUACAAAGUAGCCCAACAGAAUGCCACCCUCCAUGUUUUUAUUAUAUACUAUAUUUUAAAAGCAUACACACUAAAUUUUUAUUGUUGUUGCCCUUCCAACCCAAUACUGAGUGUUGCGAAAUUAUGUGAAGUCCAUAGGUAGUAGUAUUCAUAGAUGGAUAUUUUUCCAGACUUAAGACAUUAGGGAGCCCAUGACAUAGAAGUUACCCAUUAGCUUUCAAACCUGAGUAGCAUUCUGGACACUAACCAGGGCUUCUACCAGGCCCUCCUGCCCUACCUCCCCAAUCUUUGCCUUGCUGUCCUCCAACAUGAGGCUGUCACCCGUGCAGCCAUGGGAAUGGCACAGGUUCAUGCAUCUCUGUCAGUUUAGUUCCUGCAUGAACAGGAGUUUAUUUUUUCUUACAUAGCUCUCAGACAGCAAACCAUUGUGCAGAAUUCAAGAGAUCAGUUCUGAAGUUUAGAAAGCCAACUAUAUGUACCCUAAAACAAAAAUGAGUGUGUAUCUUCUCAGUCUAGUGUGUGCAGUUAUACCUCUGUGGAUAAACUAUGGUGUUCCCAGAGGGCUUGGCAUCUCCUGUGGACUCCUAGGAGGAAACCCCAAAGGGAAACCUGUGAUUCCUCCUUUUGAGCACUGUGGAGGAUGUAGGAUCAUCUGUGAAGUUCAGUUGUGUGUGGUUCAUUGUCAAGUGAUGUGAGGGGCUCUAAUUCUACCCUCAUGAUGUAGGGACCAGUGUCCUGUGAGAUUAAUCUCUGGAGUCAGGUAGGUCAGCAUGGAGAACAAGUGAGGUCCUGCCUGGGCCUGGGGCGAGGAGCCUGCCCCCUCAUACCUGCUUGGCACAAGUGGACUUUGCAUUGGGGCCCAUCUGACACAUGCUGGAGCCCUCUCUCCACUGCUGAAUGGAACCUGGAAUAUCUCAUCUACCUCUUGGUCAGUCGGUUUCUACGUGCGAGAAGCAAGCUUGUUGGCCAUUGUCCUCAGACAUGCUGUAGCACUUAAAAAGUAAUUCCAAGGUUCUCUGGAGAACCAGCUCCCAGAGAUCCUGCCUGGAUUCUAACUGGUAUUGGGACCUGAAUUUUGAUUGAUUAGCCUUAAUUAUAGCCUGGCAUAAUCUUGUACAAUGUAUUCUGGUGAUCACAUCAUCAAGUUCGAUCAGGGCACCUUUGUCAGUGGUGCUAUGCUGG
Dipodomys ordii (Ord's kangaroo rat) is the source of this 4404-nucleotide messenger RNA. It is a transcript of the gene Zbtb5, whose product is annotated as zinc finger and BTB domain containing 5. Bases 200 to 2230 code for a protein of 676 amino acids. NCBI's taxonomy places the organism in Eukaryota, Metazoa, Chordata, Mammalia, Rodentia, Heteromyidae. The transcript is spliced from 2 exons. Gene Ontology annotation, molecular function: protein binding; RNA polymerase II cis-regulatory region sequence-specific DNA binding; DNA-binding transcription factor activity, RNA polymerase II-specific. The record is from RefSeq and is a predicted model, not a curated record. Gene Ontology annotation, biological process: regulation of transcription by RNA polymerase II. Gene Ontology annotation, cellular component: nucleus.